AUGGAGGUGGAAAAUCCACAGCUGCAGCCCGACAGGGAGCAAUGGAGAAGGGAGAUGGAGAAGAGGUGGAGAACAACAGGAAGGAGGAGGGUGAGACCAUGGAUGAGCGAGGGGGAAGACGAUGAAAAGGCAGACAAUGAGGUGAGUGAGCAGGAACAAGAGGCUGGUGGAGAAACUGAGAGUGAGGGGAUUGGAAUUUUGCAGCUGGUAACUUUUUCCAGCCAAGAUGAGCUGGGAAUCUCAGCAGCAGAAGAUUCCCAGGAAGAUUCUAGACCUUUCAACGAUAAGAAGCUGGUAACCCUUUCCAGCCUACAAGAGAUGGAGCAGGGUACUAGCUAUGAAGGUACUAGACCUUCUAAAGAUGAAAAUAAGUAUCUCCAGAUUGAAGGUUGUCAUGAUGAUGAAAGAAAGUGGAGAAAGGGACAAAAUACUGCAAUGAAAGAGGGAAGAGAUGUUUGGGAAGAUGAGGGCAGAGCUGCUGUGGGGUUCUGGGGCCAUGAAGAGGAGGAGGAGCCCAGUGAAGAUGAUGAGGAGGAGGAAAUGUGCUCCCAGAAUGAAGAGAGCACAAAGGUCUACUGCAAAGACGACCACCAUGUGGAGAUGUUCCAUACUCUAACAACGUUCCGGGACUCGUUUCUGCUCACCGAUCUCACUCUGAACACCAAAGAUGGCAGGAAGAUGCACACACACUCCAUCAUCAUGGCAGCCGUCAGUUCCCUAGUCAAGGACAGUCUGAACAAUGUGUACCAGGAAGGACAGCAUAGGUCGUCCAUCUCCAUGGAUAUAGAUGUGGACCACCGUGGGUUAGAUGCGAUUGUGGAGUUUGCCUACACUGGACUCAUAUCCUGUCUGGAUGAUGUGGAGCGACUGAAGGCGGCAGCUCAGACCCUGGGCGCUUACAGAACGCUGGAUUGUCUGAGGAAGAUGCAGGAGAAAUCAAGAACUAAUGAAGGAGGUAUCUCAGCUGCAGAACAACUGGCCAUCAGUUUGCAGUCCAUUACAGACCUGUGGUUAGACCAAGUGGCCUGUGACGUCAUCCUAGAAGCAGUUGGAUCAUCAUUUCCGGUCCACAGAGUCAUCCUGGCUGCUAGCAGUGACUUCUUUCGUGGAAUGUUUAGUUCAGGCAUGAGAGAGUCCACUCAGUCCCGCAUCAGCCUUCCCUUUCUGGCAGCUUCAGAUUUGGAAGUUCUCAUCGGUUCCUCCUACAGUGGCACCAUUCCCUUAAGCUGGAGUCGUGUGUUCAGUAUCAGCAGCAUCUCCCUUCAGCUCCAGUACCAGCCGGCGCUCUCCCUAAGCCUCAACUUCCUACAGCAGGAACUCAACCCACACUCGUGCCUUGAUGUGGCAUCAUUUGCCGAAGCCUACCAGGUGGAGCAACUUCUCAAAGUGUCUGACGACUUUGUGUUGCGGCAAUUCCAAAAGGUGGCGAGCACCUCCAAGUUCAAGGACCUGCCGGCCAAACAGCUCUUGAGGUACCUUAACAGUCGCUCGCUCUGUGUUCCGUCUGAGCUGGUUGUGUUUAAGGCAGUGGCAGCCUGGAUUCAAGCCAGACCCAAAACCAGGCUUCGGCAUGCCAAGGCGCUCAUGAAGACCGUCUACUUCCCUCUCAUGACCUUUGAGGAAUUCAAAGAAGUUCAGUCUGUGAACAUGUGGUCUAAGCACAACCUGACAGACCUGUAUGAAACAGUUUGGAAGGAUUUUUGCUCUAAUGAUAUGGCACCACAGAGCCAGUGCCGCGUCUACCUGCCAGAACAGAAUCUAGUCCUGACCGGAGGUGACCAAAUCUCUGAGGACCUGGGCCGUCGACAUAUCAGCAGUGAAGUCUGGUUUGGGAAUUCCCUGAUGAACCACACAGGAAUAAAAAAGGAAAUGGAGUGGAGGCGGCUGAGAGAUAUGCCCGAGCCUUCCAGGUUUCGUCAUGAGGCUGCGGUGCUCAAAGGACAACUGUACGUAUUGGGCGGCAAGAGAUACUAUGGCACCGGAGACACCUUGGAUUGCAUGUACAGAUACGACCCGCUUCAAAACAGUUGGCAGAGAAUGGCAGAUAUGACCCAGAAGAGGAACUCCUUCUCGGUGGUGGUAAUGAGUGGGAGCAUUUAUGCCAUCGGGGGGUGCUGUGACCCUGAAUACAUAGAGAGCGUGGAAUGCUUUUCACCAGCUGCAAACUCUUGGAGCUUGGCUUGUCCGCUGGAUCAAACCCUGGGUGGACAUGUGGCCAAAGUGUUGCAAGGACAGAUUUUUAUUUCUGGAGGACUGAACAGCGACUGUCUCUGUCUGGCCUCUCUGUUUGUGUACCAUCCUCAGAUAGGAAGCACCUACUUAGCAAACAUGUCUCAACCACGGGCCUACCACUGCAUGGAAAACCUGGACAACCGUCUCUACGUUGCCGGGGGGAUCACAGUGGACAGUAACGACACAGCGAUAGACCAACUGACCUGUGAGGUGUAUGAUCCCUCUAGUGACACGUGGACAGCCUUCUCGUCCCUGCUGGUGCCUCAUGUGGGGGCAGGUAGCGCCAUAUUGGAGGGCAAGGUGUACCUACUCGGCGGAUACAGCCAGGAGGACUACAGCGACACCAAAAUGGUCCACCGCUAUGACCCCGCCCUGCAAAAGUGGGAGAAUAUGGGCAAGAUGCCAGGACCCAACAACGACCUGCGAGUGUCUUUGCUACAUUUGCCACCACAUGUGCGCAUGUAG
Messenger RNA from Entelurus aequoreus (snake pipefish), 2697 nucleotides. RefSeq names its product kelch-like protein 33. Gene Ontology annotation, molecular function: protein binding. NCBI's taxonomy places the organism in Eukaryota, Metazoa, Chordata, Actinopteri, Syngnathiformes, Syngnathidae. The transcript is spliced from 4 exons. The record is from RefSeq and is a predicted model, not a curated record. Bases 1 to 2697 code for a protein of 898 amino acids.